Messenger RNA from Symbiodinium sp. CCMP2592, 2175 nucleotides. The record is from the annotation of a GenBank genome assembly. Lineage: Eukaryota; Dinophyceae; Suessiales; Symbiodiniaceae.
AUGGAGAUUGACAAGAGAGUGGCUGACGAGGCUGCACCCAUGAGUGUUGAGCCUGAAAGAGGUUUUACCAGUGCCGGUGAGGAACUAGGUGCGCCAAAGCUGGCGAAAGUGGUGAAUGCGGUUCUGAUUGAGAAGAACACUGAGAACACUGCUUUUCCGGAACCGGUGCAAAUGUGUGGAUCCAAAGUUUGGUUGGCGAAGAUGAAGAGUGCGUUGUCUGAGCUGGAUGGGUGUCCAUUGGACGUCUCGUCAGCUAUGGAGGGUCGACGUACAAAGCUUGGUAGCAUGGAUUCACAUAAAGCAGGAAGGAUUGUGUCUGCUGAUGAGGCGCAUGCGUUUGCCAAGAAGCAUGGGAUCAGGAUUAUCCCUACUCGAUGGGUGCUCGGACCCAAGGUUGUGAACGGGAAAGAUGCAGUGCGCGCCCGGUGUGUGGUGCAGGAUGUGGCUAAGGGUAGUGCAGCUUCAUCACUAGGUCUGAGUGCGACCACGCCGUCGUUGGAGGCCUUGCGAACUCUUUUGGCCAUCGCUGCCAAAGAUUCGAUGGAUAUUGCUACCCUGGAUGUCUCUACUGCCUUUUUGCAUUCACCGUUGCCCAAAGGUGAAAAGGCGGUGAUCAUGCUGCCGAGAGAUGUGAGUUCAAGGUCUGAUUAUUACGCCCCGGCGUAUAUGAUUCUUGAUCAAGCAAUGAACGGACUGAGAGUCGCUGCGAAGGCUUGGAACUUGAAGUUGGCGAAUGUGGUGAAGAAGGUUGGGUUGAAUCAGCGCCCUACUGAGCCAUCGGUUUUUGAGGGAACCGUGAAAGGAAAACGGUUUCUCAUGCUCUGUUAUGUGGACGAUUUGAUCUUGUGUGGAAGCUCAGAUGCCAUUAAGUUGGUCACGGAUACUUUGAACCGCGAGCUCAAGAUCAAGGAAACGGGCGAUGGUGGAAAAGGUGAUGGCGCCAAUCAGGGUGAGAGCCCAAUGGCGAAGGCUGUGCCAAGGCCUGAUGGGCCACCAAGCGUGGUGACACUGUUUCCGGAGCUCAAUGGGAGUGAGAUGCCAACUUGGUAUACAGAGCUCUGGGAGAAAAUGGGAGUUCGAGGUGCCCCUCUUGACCAGAUGGAUCUCCAACCUUUGGUGGAAUCCUUGUCGGGUGAGGAUCUGGAGUUUUACAAGAAGAGCUUUGAAUCUCAGUACGGUGGAAAGUCAGUCAUCUGGGAGACUGCCAUGAAUGGAGGUUGCAUCUACGUUGAAAUGAGCCCUGGGUUGAGUGGUUUGGCUGUGCUCAUGUUUGUGCAGUACCUGAAGAGGAAAGGGUUCUUGGUGCUUAUCCUUUUGAGUCGGCACCAGGACCAAGGGAUAUUGCGCAUGUUGGAUCUGCUUUACACACUGCCCAUUCUGGGAGUGGAGAGAUACACGAAGGAUGAUCUGGAGACCACUUCCCAUCCACCCUGGGUGUGCCGGUGGAAAGAGCAUGCUCAGAAAGGCAACGUGGUGUUUGCGACUAUGUUGUCCAAGGUGUGUUGGAUGUCUGAUUUGACGUGCCAAACCAUUAAGAUUUUCGACCCGAAGAUGAAAGAUCUCGGGAAGCCGUUGCCUUUGUGGGCCUACUUCGCCUACACCAACAAUGAUGUGGUGAAGGAAAGUUUGAGUGUGGAUUGCGAUCACAUGGCGGUGAAGCUUCCAACUGGGGUGCUUGAGAGCAUCCGGGAGCCUGUGAUCUGGCAGUGUGACUGCGCGUGGCAUGUUGCCUCGGACUACGCCAGUCGGUUCAAUACGAACCUCCCGUGCAUCCUGUGGGAGCACAUCUGGAAGUUUUUGGGUGGGAACACUCAGAAGCUGGGGGAUGUUGAGCUCCGUGUGGAGCAAGCCGUGUUGGCGGCUGUAGCUGCUCACGACUUGGAGGUUGAAGCUGAGAAGAAGAGAAAGAGGCGCGAGAAACUGGAUGCAGCUGAGGAGGAAGCUGCAAAGAAGGCUAGGUUGGAGCAACCAUCUCCAAGUUCCCCGCCUGCGAUGAUCGCACAGAUCGCUGAGAUGGUGAAGGCAAGCCUCAGUGUGGGAGAUUUGGAGAAGCUUUUGGAUGAGAAGAAAAGGGCAUCUGCAUCUGGCAGUGCUCAGGGAUCUGAGUCUAGCGGUCUAGCGCUGCUCAGCAGGAUAAGCAGAUGUGCCAAAGGGUUGCUGAGUUGGAGCAGAUGA